AAUGGACGUUUCGGUGUUGGUGGUGGCGAUUCUUUGGAAGAAGGUAUAUACGUGUGGCUUGAUGGUUCCUGGAUAAACCAGACGCUUUAUAAGCCAGGUCAACCUGAUAACUAUUAUGGAGAAGACUGCUCUAUUAUUGAAAAGGACGGUAAUAUAUAUAAACUGUCUGAUGAUAAUUGUUUGAAUCCUAGAAAUUUCAUAUGUGAAAUUCCCAUGAAAUAG
Molecule: messenger RNA, 222 nt
Organism: Lottia gigantea (owl limpet)
Lineage: Eukaryota; Metazoa; Mollusca; Gastropoda; Lottiidae
Exons: 1
Source: RefSeq, a predicted model, not a curated record